Lonchura striata (white-rumped munia) is the source of this 2247-nucleotide messenger RNA. NCBI's taxonomy places the organism in Eukaryota, Metazoa, Chordata, Aves, Passeriformes, Estrildidae. The record is from RefSeq and is a predicted model, not a curated record.
GGCAGGCUGUCCCCGGGGAGGGCCGUCAGCCCCGCCGCCAUGUCGGGGAGCGCGGGGCUCCCCCAUGGCGGUGACGCGCGUUGCCAUGGCGACGGCCGGGCGGCGUUGGGGGGGUGGCGGGAUGACAACAAAUAUGGCGGAGAGGAGCAGGACGGCAGAGACGGGCAGUUCCACUGGAAGCGAUGAUAUCAUAGCAGGGAACGUGAGCAAGUACAUUGUUCUCCCAGCUGGUUACUGUGGGCAGCCUAAAAGAGGACAUCUUAUAUUUGAUGCCUGUUUUGAAAGUGGGAACCUUGGCCGGGUGGACCAUGUCACAGAGUUUGAGUAUGACCUCUUCAUUAGGCCAGACACCUGCAACCCACGCUUCCGAGUCUGGUUCAACUUCACUGUGGAAAACGUGAAGGAAUCCCAGAGAGUAAUUUUCAAUGUUGUCAACUUCAGUAAAACAAAAAGCCUCUACAGAGAUGGGAUGGCUCCAAUGGUGAAAUCCACAAGCCGACCAAAAUGGCAAAGAAUCCCCUCCAAAAAUGUGUAUUACUACCGCUGCCCAGACCACAGGAAGAACUAUGUCAUGUCCUUUGCUUUUUGCUUCGACCGAGAGGACGACACUUACCAGUUUGCCUACUGCUACCCCUACACCUACACUCGCCUUCAGCACUACCUGGACAACCUCCAGAGGAGGAACAUGGACUACUUCUGCAGGGAACUGCUGGGGCUCAGCGUGCAGAAACGGCGGCUUGACCUCCUGACAAUAACCAGCCCCGAGGACAAAACUGACCUUGAGAACAGUGUGAUGCAGAAGAAAAUUAAAAUCCCCAAACUCUCUCUCAAUCACGUAGAAGAAGCUGGGGAAGUCGCAGAUUAUGGGGAAGAAGAUGUGGAGCUUAGACACAGUAAGAGACAAGAUGGGAGGAAACAAAGUGAAGGUACACACAAAAGCAUUGAAGCAGUUGUUGCUCGCCUUGAAAAACAGAACGGGAUGAGUCUCAGUAAUACUUCCAGCCCUGAGGAGGCUUUUAUGGAGGCUACAGAAGGCAUGAACAGUAUGGACGAUGCUGUAGUUCCUCGGAUUCUCUAUGAGGAAUUGCUGAGGAGUUACCAGCAGCAGCAGGAAGAAAUGAGACACAUUCAACAGGAGCUUGAGAGAACGCGGAGACAGCUUGUGCAACAGGCAAAGAAGCUAAAGGAGUAUGGGGCACUCGUGUCAGAAAUGAAAGAGCUCAGAGACUUGAACAGGAGGCUCCAGGAUGUACUGCUCCUAAGACUAGGUAGUGGACCUGCCAUUGAGGUUGAAAAAGUAAAACCUGAAUCAAUUGAGCCCGAACCUGAGGUACAGAAGACCUUCAGUGAGGAAGCAAAUACAUCAACGUACUUCCCUGCCCCUGUUCCAGUAAUGGACAAGUAUAUUCUCGAGAAUGGAAAGAAUGUUUGUAUGAUAGAAUAGCACAAGAAACUGUGGAUGAAACUGAAAUUGCACAGAGACUCUCCAAAGUCAACAAGUACAUCUGUGAAAAAAUCAUGGAUAUCAAUAAAUCAUGUAAAAAUGAAGAAAGGAGGGAAAUUGCAAAGUACAAUUUGCAAUAAAUUUUGGAUUUUUAAUAAAGUCUUAGUGUUUUACUUAAGUGUUGGUUUUUGAUUUGUGUGGAAUUUUUGCUGAUGGGAGAAGCUGAAUUGAAGCGUUGCUCUCUUCCUAUAACUGAUCAUUUUUUGAGCGGUUCUGUCAUGGUGUAAACUGCUUUUAACUAUUGUAAGAUAAAUUGUAAGUUCACUCACAAUGAAAGCUGAAGUUUCCAAGGUUUCUCCUGCGAGUUGCAGUUUGUUACCUGCGGUUGUACAUUGGUUGUGGUUCUGCGGACACCGACCCAUUUGCCCAGCAUUGAGUUUUACUGAAGUUAGUGGAUCUCAGCUGCAGUAAAACAUCUGCUUAGAAGGAAGAACUGUACAAAAUUCACUUUGCUAUUGAAAAGGAUUUUACUGUAUUUUACAAAGUGUUUUUUUCUGAAAUGAAGUUUCAAUCGUUUGUUUUUAUAAAUCUUUGUUUUGAUCUCUAACAAUAUAUUUGAUCAAAAAUACACAAAGAACGUUUCUUCUUCAAUUAUCUUGUAGGUAGAUCACUAUUACCAUCACAGUUAAAAAACCUGAAAACUAAACAAUAAGCAACAAAGAACCCAAAGCUGUAAGUUGUAAAAUCAUAAUAAUUCAUUUUAAUAAAUAAAUCUGAAAUCAGUUCUUUUUCAGGGACCAAGA